Messenger RNA from Rotaria sp. Silwood2, 516 nucleotides. The record is from the annotation of a GenBank genome assembly. NCBI's taxonomy places the organism in Eukaryota, Metazoa, Rotifera, Eurotatoria, Philodinida, Philodinidae.
AUGCAUGUGCCAGAGCUAAUGUCCAAACGAACAUUACCAGAUCCAGUGAUCGCAGGUAAAUUUGUUUGUCAAAUAAGAUAUUCAGAAGAACUAUUGAUAUUGAAUACAAUAUUCUCAUUUAUUCAUGUGUUCAUGCCUGUUUCACUUAAUAUGUUGGCUAAUUGUUUAAUUUUGGCUUCAAUUAGCCGUCGAAAAGCCAAUAUUCAUAGAACAAGAUAUUGGUCACAAUGGAUUAGACAGUUUCAUCGUCAUGGUCAUCUCUUUAUUUCACCAACAUUAACUAUAGCAUGUAUUUUACCACAAUUGGUACUUACAUUAUUAUUCUCAUGUGUCGAUAUCAACACAAAAAAAUAUCCAACAUUAAGUACGAAUCAGGUUAUACAAAUUUUAUUAUUACGUGAAGAUUUAACAAAACAAGAAGCAACAGAUACAGAUGAUGCAGCUGUAGCAUAUAUGCCACGUGUUAAUCAAGGUAUUCUAUUUGAAAUUAUGGAAAUUGUUAAUCAACCAAAUUAA